Messenger RNA from Emiliania huxleyi CCMP1516, 2500 nucleotides. RefSeq lists its product as hypothetical. NCBI's taxonomy places the organism in Eukaryota, Haptophyta, Isochrysidales, Noelaerhabdaceae. The transcript is spliced from 3 exons. The record is from RefSeq and is a predicted model, not a curated record. Gene Ontology annotation, biological process: intracellular mRNA localization. Gene Ontology annotation, cellular component: nuclear outer membrane-endoplasmic reticulum membrane network; ribonucleoprotein complex; endoplasmic reticulum. Gene Ontology annotation, molecular function: mRNA binding. The coding region runs from base 29 to 2317 and encodes 762 amino acids.
UGGCUCCGCGCUAAGCGCAAGAAAGCUGAUGGCAGCAGAAGAGGCCGCGAACGCUGAGCCCGUCCCAACGGAUGCCGGGCCCGUCGAGGAGAAGCCCAAGGACGAGAAGCCAAAGGAGAUCAAGAAGGUCAGCAAGCCAGACGACGCUCUGCUGAAGCAGCGUCUGCAGGAGCAGGACGACAAGCUCGUGGACAAGCAGGCGCGGCUGGAGCAGAUCAAGGCGACGGUGGACACGCGCAACCAGCCGACCGAGAACGCCGAGUUCACGGCCGCUCGCAGCAAGUUCAACGUGGUCCGCGCCGAAUCGCGCCGGCUGCUGCAAGAGAAGCGGUCCAUCUAUGACCAGAUCUCCUCGGCGGACGAGCUCAAGAAGCAGCAGCAGGACCUGACCCAGCGGCUAAAGGCGGAGCUGCAGUUCUUCUCCGUCGAGGACAUCGAGCGGAAGAUCAAGGCGCUGGAGAUGCAGCAGCAGACCACCUCCACCUCGGUCAAGGAGGACAAGAAGAUCAUCGAGGACAUCAAGCGGCUCGCCGCAAACAAGCCAAUGAUCAAGCAGUUCGACGAGGCGCAGGAGUCGCUGCGCGGGGUCAAGGAGCACCACAACGAGCUGUACACCCAGCUCAAGGCCAAGAACGCCGAGCUCAACUCCUCCAAGGAGGAGGAGGAGAAGUGGCGCGCCGAGAUGGACGCGGCCAAGGCGAAGGAGGACGCAAAGCGCUCCGACCUGCCCGCCCUCUACAAGGAGCGCGACCAGCUGCGCAAGGAGAUCGGCGAGAUCCGCGACGAGGCGCGGCGGAGGGCCCCGCACCCGCACCCCCGCCGCGCGUCUAUCCUCGACCGGCUCCUCCUCUCCUCCCUCUCCCCCGGCCCUCGCCCCGCCCUCGCCCCGGCCCUCGCCGCCCUCGGACCGCCCUCGCCCUCGCCCCGCCCUCGCCCCCGGCGGCGUCCCUCCCUCGGUCCGCACCCGGUCGGGCCGCCACCCACCGCAGUUUCGUCUUCGACCAUCGCCGCCCGCGCGCAGGUGCGCCGCAUCCGCGACGAGCACAACGAGCAGCGCAAGGAGUGGUUCGCCUACACCAAGGCGAUCCGCGAGCAAAAGCAAAAGGAGUGGGAGGCGCGCAACGCGGCGCGCGAGGCGGAGCGGGAGGCGUGGCGCCUGGCUAAGGAGGAGGAGGAGGCGAAGCGCGACCCGUGGGAGGAGGAGAAGUACCUCUGCGAGCAGCUCAUCAGCUAUGUCGAGAAGUACCUGCCCAAGGCCGCGGUCGAGGUGGAGGCCAAGAAGGAGGUCUCGCCUGAGGAGGCGCCAAAGGGCACCAAGGUGCUCAAGCGCGACGACGACGACGACUACCUCGCCGCGCUCAAGUCGAAGAAGGGCAAGCGGAAGGGCGGCACGGCCGGCCCGGGCGGCGGCGCGGCGGCGCCGCACAAGCCGAAGCCGACCAAGCUCAGCCACUCGGUCGACUCGCUCGCCUCGUUCGCAAAGCUGGGCUUCACCGCGCCGGCCUCGUCGGACGACUGCCCCGCACUGCACACGGAGCUGCUCGCCAAGCGCGAGUGGCUCAAGACGGCGCCGCCCAAGAAGAAGAAGGAGAAGAAGGAGGAGAAGGCGGAGGAGAAGGAGGAGAAGGAGGAGGAGAAGGAGGAGGAGGCGGCCGAGGGGGCCUCGGCGUCGGGGGAGGCGCCGGCCUUUGACGAGGCGGCGGACCUGAAGAAGAAGCAGGAGGACCUGGCGCGCAAGGCCAAGGAGGCGGCCGCGGUGGAGGAGGAGCGCGUGCGGAAGAUGCAGGAGCUCGAGGCGUCGGGCAAGAAGGCGGCGGGCGGCCUGCACAAGUUUGACGCCUCGGAGGUGGACGUGCACGGCGGGGACGCGACGGCCGACGACCUGAUGGACGCGUUUGGCUUUGGCGACGUGGGCGAGGGCGGCGGCGACGAGGAGGAGGCGCCUGGGCCGGCGCCCGCAGCGGCGGAAGCGGCUGCCAACGGGUCGUCGGAGCUGGUCACGAUCCAGGCGACCUCGGAGAGCACCGUGAAGGUUGGUCUCCACCUCGGGGGGGAGGCGGCGGGCGAGGCGCCCGCCGCCGGUGCGGCGGCGCCGGCCUUUGACGAGGCGGCGGACCUGAAGAAGAAGCAGGAGGACCUGGCGCGCAAGGCCAAGGAGGCGGCCGCGGUGGAGGAGGAGCGCGUGCGGAAGAUGCAGGAGCUCGAGGCGUCGGGCAAGAAGGCGGCGGGCGGCCUGCACAAGUUUGACGCCUCGGAGGUGGACGUGCACGGCGGGGAUGCGACGGCCGACGACCUGAUGGAGGCGUUCGGCUUCUGAGCAGCCCUCGAAACGCUGCACCCCGCCUAGCUCGUCACACCCCACCCGCCGCCGCCGCUGUGCGUCAGACGGCAGCUCAGAGAGCGUAUGCGCCGUCGGGGUGUUUUGUUUUUGGAGCGCUUGGAGCACUUUGCUUGUUCCUCUCUUGCUUUUAUCAUCCUUUCAGAUGAGUUAUCUCGCGCA